AAGAUUGAGGCAGUCACACCAACCAUAUCUGUACGAAAAGUUACCCAGGGCGUCUUGCAAUCCCGCUGUAGGAAUAAUAUCCAAGAGCAAAGUUUGAAGAUUGAGGCAGUCACACCAACCAUAUCUGUACGAAAAGUUACCCAGGGCGUCUUGCAAUCCCGCUGUAGGAAUAAUAUCCAAGAGCAAAGUUUGAAGAUUGAGGCAGUCACGCUACCCAUAUCUGUACAAAAGAUAACCCGAGGCAUCUUGCAAUCCCGCUUUGGGAAUAAUAUCCAAGGGCAAAGUUUGAAGAUUGUGGAAGUCACGCCACGCAUGUCUCUGUGGAAGAUUACCCAAGGCGUCUUCCUAUCCCGCUUUCGGGAUAAAACUGAAGGGCAAAGUUUGAAGACUGUGGAAGUCACGCCACACAAGUCUCUAGGGAAGAUUACCCAAGGCGUCUUCCUAUCCCGCUUUCGGGAAAAAACUGAAGGGCAAAGUUUGAAGACUGUGGAAGUCACGCCACACAAGUCUCUAGGGAAGAUUACCCAAGGCGUCUUCCUAUCCCGCUUUCGGGAUAAAACUGAAGGGCAAAGGAAUAGCCCUCUGCUCAUAUACGUCGUGUGGAUGAACAUGAUCAUGGUUCAAAGAUCAAACGGCAGCUGCACACUGCUUGGUGGCCCACCUCCCUUCCUGCCUCCACAAGGCACUGGUGUGGACAUGGCUGUGAGUGGCAGCAUCCCCUCGGCCAUCCUGUCAGCAAUCACCCCUCGCAACCGCUCUGCAAUGGUUUGGGACAACAGUGUAUUGGCAGCAGAGGAACAGAGAGGGAUACCCAAGGUCAGCAAUUUCUGCAUUGCCUUUCAUUGGAGGAGGCUGGCAGCUGAGGAUAAGACCAGUGGCGGACAUCAGAAGGACCACGAAGACAGCGCCUGCUCUUCCAGGUCUACGACACACACCAAUUUCAUUCUGUGCAAUGAUUGCAACCCUGAUGACCUUUUAAUUUCUUCACCUGUGGCUGGGACACAUGUGUCUACCAAGAUGCAAUGUAGAUGGUACAACAUGACUCAGCCCUAGCUGUGGCCGGCUGGCAGCAGAUGUCGUUGGAUAACUUCCUCAGGGGAUGUAGGAUCCCUGUAUCAAUUAUAUAAGCAAGAUAUAAUCAUCUUCAAUAACGCGCAUACUCAAACCACUUCAUAUAAUGGUGCAUACUCGAACCACUUAUUCAAAUAAACAGUUAC
Molecule: messenger RNA, 1217 nt
Organism: Eublepharis macularius
Lineage: Eukaryota; Metazoa; Chordata; Lepidosauria; Squamata; Eublepharidae
Exons: 11
Coding region: 313-1053 (246 amino acids)
Source: RefSeq, a predicted model, not a curated record